Molecule: messenger RNA, 719 nt
Organism: Daphnia pulex (common water flea)
Lineage: Eukaryota; Metazoa; Arthropoda; Branchiopoda; Diplostraca; Daphniidae
Exons: 3
Coding region: 171-599 (142 amino acids)
Biological process (GO): embryonic morphogenesis
Cellular component (GO): tRNA-splicing ligase complex
Source: RefSeq, a predicted model, not a curated record
AACCGUAGCAGACGACGGGUAUGUUCAAAUCAGUGUGUGUGAGAUUUUAAAGACGUGAAGCGUUUGCUGUGCACGAUUUUUUAAAACGAGAAUUUACAAUAAUUUUACUCACAAACUAGAAAAAAUCUUGAAAUUUACCUUAUCUGAUCAUACUGAAUGAUUAUUUCGUCAUGUCAGCUUCGGACCAUGAAAAUACUUGGAAAUUGCUACACCCCGAAUUGUUGUCACAAGAGGAGCUUCUCUGUAUUCUUAGAGAGAGAAAUGUAAAACUAGAUGAGGAAACAUCUCAAAAUAAAGCUCAACUAGUGGAACUGUUUAAAAGAGUAGCAAUGCCCCAGUCACAGCGAUCUUGUUUUCAAGACAAGACAAGCAAAAUGGAAGUAGACCUGCCAUCUUCACCAGUCAAACUAAACUCACUUUCAAGAGGAUAUCAGUUGAAACAAAGUUCUGGUUCCACAACAUCCAGCAUAUCGCACAGCAACAUUGCAAGCCAGCUAAAUAAAGUCAAACUCAAGCGCAAUGCAUCUGAAAUGAGUGAGUGUACUUCUACAGAUGGAGCAAGUCCUACUAAGAAAAGGGAAAAGAUAACAUGGCCUUAACUUGAAUAAUGUAUUGGAUGUCUUUUAAACCACUGCCUCAUUUGGGAGCAUUGACAUAUGAAUAGGCAUUUUUGUAGGGUUUCCAGAGGACUUUUUGCAAUAAAAUGUUCACAAUCUUUG